This is a messenger RNA of Punctularia strigosozonata HHB-11173 SS5, 597 nucleotides long. RefSeq lists its product as uncharacterized. Bases 1 to 597 code for a protein of 198 amino acids. NCBI's taxonomy places the organism in Eukaryota, Fungi, Basidiomycota, Agaricomycetes, Corticiales, Punctulariaceae. The transcript has 3 exons. The record is from RefSeq and is a predicted model, not a curated record.
AUGAGGCCCUACUACUUCAACCCUUCCUGGGGCAUGCACCACUGGCACCGCGGGGGCGGACGCGGCGGGUCGCGUCUGCUCUGGUUCAUCAUCGGCGGCGUCGCCACCGCCUGGUGGAUGAAGGGCAGCAGGGAGCACCACGGCUUCCACGCGCACUGCGAAUGGCGCAAGCGGCAGCAGGCCAUCGCCGAGCAGAGCCAGAGCCAGAGCCACAACCAGGCGCCGCCUCCGACCUACCCCACCAGCGCCCCGCCCGCACCGUCGAUCGCGAGCGUAGCGUCCCUUCAGGCCGCUGCUGCGCCGGCCGGCUCGUGGAGCUGGACGAGCACAUGGGGAGACGGUCAGCGGCAGAUGGGCAGCAGCUGGGACGAGAACCGCGCGAGGAUCGAAGAGGAGAAGGAGCGGUUGCGCGACUGGGGCGCGAACGCGGACGAGAAGAUGAUCGAGAUGUCCGAGAACGCGUUGAACACGGUCGUGUCGUACGCCGAGGCGCUCAAGACGAAGAUCGCCGAGCAUCGCGCGGAGCGUGAGGCCGAGAAGAAGCGCGCAGCAGAAUUGGAGGCGCAGGCGAGGGCGAACCCACCUCGUUGGGUUUGA